GGCUGAACAAAUGGGGUGACCGCGUUGUGGCAUGUGAGAAGUGGUGUGGACUGCCGCCACUUGUCCCCCUCUUCUGGAAAAAGACGAUGUUUACCGACUGCGAGUUCGCUAACGUUCAUCCAGAUGAUGAUGGUUUCCUGAAGCUGCCAUUGCCUGACGUUGGUGGCAUGGCCAAAAAGAAGCUCAUGGGCGGCCUCAAAUUCGAACCUUGGCGGGGCUGGCCAUUCCGGGAAGAAGAGCCCAUGGCUUUUGACCCGAAUGGUGGUCUGCCAGAUGAUUCACAGAGAGAAAUUACGAAGAUCUGCUGCUCCAAGCCAAUGAGGAAGUGUGUUACCAUUGGGGAGCCAACAGUGGUCGUGAGAGGGCUACCUGCAACUGUGCUUGCAUCUAUGUUUAUCCGCGAAGAUGAAGGCGAGGCUGCGGUGCAAAGACGCCGUUGCUGGACACCUUCUGCCCCAGGCGUUCGAGGUCGAAGCAGCGCCCGGGACUUCCUGUGA
Molecule: messenger RNA, 497 nt
Organism: Symbiodinium pilosum
Lineage: Eukaryota; Dinophyceae; Suessiales; Symbiodiniaceae
Source: the annotation of a GenBank genome assembly